CACCAUCGGGCGGGAAGAGGGCACUUGAGAGGAGGAAGAGAUGAUCGGGAGGAGGAAAUUUGGGGGAAGGAAGAGGGCGAUUGGGAGGAGGCAGAGAGCGACUGGGAGGAUGAAGGAAGAGGGGAGCUGAGAGAGGGAAGAGGGGAUUUGGCAAGAGGAAGGGGGAAUUUUAGGGUUGGGACGGGAAGAGGGGCUUGGGAGGAGGGGAGGAAGAGGGAUUUAGGAGGAGGCAAAGGGGUUUGGGAGCGGGGAGGAAGAGGGAGAUUGGGAGAAGGCAGAAGGGUCUGGGGAGGAGAAAAGGAAUUUGGGGGGAGGAAGAGCAGGUUUGGGAGCGGGAAGAGGCGUUUGGGACGAGAAAAAAGGGGUUGGGACAGGACAGUAAGGGUAAGUUUAGGUGGGAGAAACAGGGUGUUUGGCAGGAGGGAGUGAGAGGGAUCCCUCAGGCACAGCUGGCCGCUCUCCCUGGGGCCCGGGUGUGUUUUGGGUGUCCUGCGGGGCCCGGAGGGAGCGGCGGCCGCGCUGUCCCUGUGGGACACGGGGGUGCCAAGGGACGGCCCCUCUGGGCACACGGCCCUGAGGAAGUCCGUGCGGGGCAGUAAUGAUUGUAGCAGGGUGGUAUUUUAUUCUUUUGAGCAUUCUAAAGUGAUGCUUUCAGGCCAUGAGACUGAGGGAGAUCCCAAAGACUGGAGAAAGGCAAAUAUUAUCUUCAUAAAGGGCAAGAAGGACAAGCAAGAGAACUACAGACUGGUCAGCCUCAUUCCUUCCUGCUGUGGAAGGAUCGUGGAGGAAGCCAUUUGUGGCAUAAGAAGACACAACUAUGGCUGCUACAGUGAACUUGGAGCUGGAUCCCAUUUUUCUGAAAGCCCUGGGCUUUUUGCACUCCAAGAGUAAGGACUCUGCUGAAAAGCUGAAAGCACUUCUUGACGAGUCAUUGGCCAGAGGAACUGACUCGAGUUAUCGUCCCUCUCAGAAGGAAGCAGAGCAACCAAAAGUAUCUGUCACCAAACCCAUUAAGCAAGAGCCUAAAGCUUCAUCCAGUUUGCCUUCUGGCAACAACAAUGGCAAGCCCACUGCAUCAGAAAAGGUGAAAAAAGAAGCAGAAAAAAGAUCUGCAGAUAAAACAAAAGGGGAUCCUGCUGAAGGAGCUGAUGCACCAAAGAAGCCCAGGGUGGAGAAGCAAGAGGCUCGAUCCUCUCCUAUUACAGUUCAGACAAGCAAGGAUUUAUCCAUGCCUGAUUUAUCUAGCUUUGAGGAAACCAGUGCUGAUGACUUUGCCAUGGAAAUGGGAUUAGCCUGUGUUGUUUGCAGGCAAAUGACAGUUACUUUUGUGAAUCAGCUAGUGGAGUGUCAGGAGUGCCAUAAUCUCUACCACCAGGAUUGCCAUAAACCUCAGGUGACAGACAAGGAAGUGAAUGAUCCUCGGCUUGUCUGGUAUUGUGCCCGCUGUACCAGGCAGAUGAAGAGAAUGGCUCAGAAGACACAAAAACCACCUCAAAAACCAGCUCCUGCAGUGGUUUCAGUUGCACCAGCUAUGAAGGAUCCAUUGGUCAAGAAACCAGAAAUCAAGUUAAAGCCUGAGACCCCACCAGCUUUUCUGGCAUUCAAGAGAACAGAAGUCAAGACUUCAGCAGCAGUUUCGGGGAACUCUGCCAGUACAAGCGUUUCCUCUUCAGCAACGAGUGGCCUUACAGGAUGGGCUGCUUUCGCAGCCAAAACCUCCUCUGCCAACCCAUCAACUGCCAAACUGGGAUCGACGGCCCAGAGUGCCGGCGGGAAACCUGCAGCUUCUUCAAAUAACCAGAAACCCGUGGGUUUGUCAGGGCUGGCGACUUCAAAGACGGGACUGGGGGCCAAAAUAGCUUCUGCCAACAACAGCGCUAACCCCGUGCAGCUGAAGCCUCCCCCGCCGCUGACCCUGGGCAAGACGACGCUGAGCCGCUCGGUGAGCAGCGACAACGUGAGCAAGGCGGGGCUGCCCAGCCCCAGCAGCGCCGCCCCCAGCACCGGCGGCCCGGCCGGCGGCGGCAACGGCGGCAGCGGCUCGGCGGGCAGCAGCGCGGGCGGCGCCGGCAAAGCCGCGGCUGACACCGGCAACCAGCCGGCCUCCCUGAAGGGCCCCACCUCGCAGGAGUCCCAGCUCAACGCCAUGAAACGGCUACAAAUGGUCAAGAAGAAGGCUGCUCAAAAGAAGCUCAAGAAGUAGUCUGGCUGCUUGCUGAUGUUGUUGGCUGUGUUCCGUGUGACAGUGGCGUCGGUGUUUUUCUAAAAUGAAAUCCCCCAGGUACUGUACUGAAAGAGGUUAAAUCAGGGAAACCCAAACCUUGUGUAAUACAGAAGGUCGAACUUUAAUAAUUCUGGUAUUCCUUCUGCCUUUCCAAAUCUGUGAGUUGAAUGUGUUAGAGGAAUUCAUUAUUACAUGCUCCUGGUUUUGUAGCUCAAAGCACUGAAACUUGAAAUUGAAGAUGGUGGGUAUUUUUUAAUAUUAAAACCUCCAGAUUUGUGUAGAUACUUAAUAAAUUGAACUUGCUGAAACCAUCGUUCUUAAAUGUUAAUAAUAAAAGGAUUAUUAAUCUGGGAA
Serinus canaria (Common canary) is the source of this 2578-nucleotide messenger RNA. It is a transcript of the gene INTS12, whose product is annotated as integrator complex subunit 12. The coding region runs from base 818 to 2203 and encodes 461 amino acids. NCBI's taxonomy places the organism in Eukaryota, Metazoa, Chordata, Aves, Passeriformes, Fringillidae. Gene Ontology annotation, cellular component: integrator complex. The record is from RefSeq and is a predicted model, not a curated record. Gene Ontology annotation, biological process: snRNA 3'-end processing. The transcript has 8 exons.